CUUAUAUAUCUGUAUUCGCAUGGUAACAUAUUUUCCGGCUUCCUGAGCCACUGGACUCGCAGCAGCCCUCCAAGGAAGCCGGCAGGCCCCUGUGCGCCUCAGGGAUCCGACCUCCCACAGCCCCGGGGAGACCUUGCCUCUAAAGUUGCUGCCUUGGCAGCCUCUGCCACAACCGCGCAUCCUCAGAGCCAGCCGGGAGGAACUAGAACCUUCCCCGCGUUUCUUUCAGCAGUCCUGAGUCAGAGGCGGGCUGGCCUGGCGCAGCCGUCCCGCCCCCCAGCUCGUGGCCGGAUCCGUCAGAACCUUCUCCUGGGGUCAGCGCUGCGCCGGCAGCCCGGCUGAGUCAGCCCGGGCGGGCGGCUCUCAGACUGGCCCGGAAGGUGCGGGAAGGUUCGCGGUGGCGGGGGUUGGAGGAGGCUCAAAAGGAUAAAAAAAACCCGUGGAAGCGGAGCUGAGCAGCUCCGAGCCGGGCUGGCUGCAGAGAAACCACAGGGAGAGCCUCACUGCUGAGCGCCCCUUGACGGCGCAGCGGCAGCAGCGUCCGUGGCCUAGCGCAUCAGACAAGAAGCUUCAGCCAUGCAGGCCCCGCGGGAGCUCGCGGUGGGCAUCGGCCUGGGCACCACCUACUCGUGCGUGGGCGUGUUUCAGCAGGGUCACGUGGAGAUUCUGGCCAACGACCAGGGCAACCGCACCACGCCCAGCUACGUGGCCUUCACCGACACCCAGCGGCUGGUCGGGGACGCGGCCAAGAGCCAGGUGGCCCUGAACCCGCACAACACCGUGUUCGACGCCAAGCGGCUGAUCGGUCGCAAGUUCGCGGACACCACGGUGCAGUCCGACAUGAAGCACUGGCCCUUCCAAGUAGUGAGCGAGGGCGGCAAGCCCAAGGUGCGCGUGUCCUACCGCUGGGAGGACAAGAUGUUCUACCCCGAGGAGAUCUCGUCCAUGGUGCUGAGCAAGAUGAAGGAGACAGCCGAGGCCUAUCUGGGCCAGCCCCUGAAGCACGCGGUGCUCACCGUGCCGGCCUACUUCAAUGACUCGCAGCGCCAGGCCACCAAGGACGGGGCCAUCGCGGGGCUCAACGUGCUGCGGAUCAUCAAUGAGCCCACGGUGGCCACCAUCGCCUAUGGGCUGGACCGGCGGGGCGCGGGAGAGCUCAAUGUGCUCAUUUUUGGCCUGGGUGGGGGCACCUUCCACGUGUCAGUUCUCUCCUUUGACCCCGGUGUAUUUGAGGUGAAAGCCACUGCUGGAGAUACCCACCUGGGUGGAGAAGACUUGGACAACCGGCUGGUGAACCACUUCAUGGAAGAAUUCCGGGGGAAGCAUGGGAAGGACCUAAGUGGGAACAAGCGGGCCCUGCACAGGCUGCGCACGGCCUGUGAACGAGUCAAGCGCACCCUGUCCUCCAGCACCCAGGCCACCCUGGAGAUAGACUCCCUGUUCGAGGGCGUGGACUUCCACACGUCCAUCACUCGUGCCCGCUUUGAGGAACUGUGCUCAGACCUCUUCUGCAGUACCCUGGAUCUGGUGGAGAAGGCCCUGUGGGAUGGCAAGCUGGACAAGGCCCAGAUUCAUGACGUCGUCCUGGUAGGGGGCUCUACUCACAUCCCCAAGGUGCAGAAGUUGCUGCAGGACUUCUUCAGCAGCAAAGAGCUCAACAAGAGCAUUAACCCUGAUGAGGCUGUGGCCUAUGGGGCUGCUGUGCAGGUGGCCAUGUUGAUGGGGGACAAGUGUGAGAAAGUGCAGGAUCUCCUGCUGCUGGAUGUGGCUCCCCUGUCUCUGGGGCUGGAGACAGCAGGUCAGGUGAUGACCACGUUGAUCCAGAGGAAUGCCACUAUCCCCACCAUGCAGACCCAGACUUUCAUCACCUACUCAGACAACCAGCCUGGCGUCUUCAUCCAGGUGUAUGAGGGUGAGAGGGCCAUGACCAAGGACAACAACCUGCUGGGGUGUUUUGAACUCAGUGGCAUCCCUCCUGCCCCACGUGGAGUCCCCCAGAUAGAGGUGACCUUUGACAUUGAUGCUAAUGACAUCCUGAGCGUGACAGCUACUGACAGGAGCACAGGUAAGGCUAACAAGAUUACCAUCACCAAUGACAAGGGCCGGCUGAGCAAGGAGGAGGUGGAGAGGAUGGUUCCUGAAGCCGAGCAGUACAAGGCUGAGGAUGAGGCCCAGAGGGACAGAGUAUCUGCCAAAAACUCGCUGGAGGCCCAUGUCUUCCAUGUGAAAGGUUCUUUGCAAGAGGAAAGCCUUAGGAACAAGAUUCCCGAAGAGGACAGGCGCAAUGUGCAAGACAAGUGUCGGGAAGUCCUUGCCUGGCUGGAACACAACCAGCUGGCAGAGAAGGAGGAGUAUGAGCAUCAGAAGACGUAGCUGGAGCAAAUCUGUUGCUGCAUCUUCUCCAGGCUCUAUGGUGGGCCUGGUGUCCCUGGGGGUAGCAGUUGUGGUGCUCAAGCCUGUCAGGGGGACCUCAGCACUGGUCCCAUCAUUGAGGAGGUUGAUUGAACGGUCCUUCGUGGUAAGUCAGCUGUGACUGUCAGGGCUGUGGUAUUGAAGGGGUGGCCUGCCCCUCCACACCUGUGGGUGUUUCUCAUUAGGUGGAACGAGAGACUUGAGAAAAGAAAUAAGACACAGAGACAAAGUAUAGAGAAAGAAA
Rhinopithecus roxellana (golden snub-nosed monkey) is the source of this 2656-nucleotide messenger RNA. RefSeq names its product heat shock protein family A (Hsp70) member 6 (gene HSPA6). Gene Ontology annotation, biological process: cellular response to unfolded protein; protein refolding. Gene Ontology annotation, molecular function: misfolded protein binding; heat shock protein binding; ATP-dependent protein folding chaperone. Lineage: Eukaryota; Metazoa; Chordata; Mammalia; Primates; Cercopithecidae. Gene Ontology annotation, cellular component: blood microparticle; cytoplasm; vesicle. The record is from RefSeq and is a predicted model, not a curated record.